AGAUGUCGCAGCGCAGCUUAAAGGAGCAAGAGUGGCAUCCAGGUGAAAGAGCAGGAGGUGAAAGAGCAGGAGGAGAAGAAGCAGGCGACUCCAGAAAUACUCCACCUGUAUUGCACACAGACCUACAGACAUCGCUUUGCAGACCAGAGGACAAAGUGACACUGAUGGAAGCUCCUGCUCAGUCCUCGAUGGAAGAUGAACAAGAGAGCAAAAUUUCCUCUGGCACAGUAAAACCUCCGAUGAAAACCGUGAGGUCUUCUGUGAUGAAUGGUGAGGCUGAUGCUGCAGAUGACAAGAAGAAAGAUGGCCAACAAUCAUCAAAGUACAAAACAGUGUCCUACAGAAAGAUCCCCAGAGGAAACACCAGGCAGAGGAUUGAUGAGUUUGAGUCCAUGUUUAACUCGUGAAUGAGCGUUAAACAUAAUAUAUAGUAACAUAUGCUGAUAUAUAAUAUAUGUAGAGGAUUUGCUUUGAUUAAUCAAGUAGUUUUUUCUGAUUCAGCUUUUGCAAAUUAUGACCCCUAUUAGUAAUGUUUUGAGAAAACCAGAAGACCCAGAGCAGAGCUUUGAGGUACUUUUUUUUCUAAAAUAUGUACAUGAUUUUAUAUGACUGUAUUUGUACCUGUUGCUUGUUUGGGAUGCUUGGGUGGCAGUUUUUCUUUUUUGUUUCAUCUUCAUAGGCAGUCCAUCCCCUCCCCAAUUCCCUAACCUGACUUCCCUAACCCUAUCCCAAAAACUCAGCUCAUUAAAACUCAGAUCUAUAGUUGGCAUCUGAGCAAAUAAAACCUUAAGGGAACUUCUGUCUAAUUGGUGCCAUUGCUCCACUUGACAGUUAAGGAUCCCAAAACUGAAAGACUGCUCUUGAUCCUUUGUUGGUCCCAGACUUAAAACAAAUGAAAUUUCACACUGAAUUGAGUUCACCCAGUUUUUUAGAAAUACAGUAUGUCGUGCAAACUCCUGAAGUUUAAUUCAUUUAAUAUUUUAACAUUUUAGAGGAUUCUAGAUUCUUCUUCGGGAACAAUUAUCAAGUUAAAGGAAUAUGUUUUUUCUCUUUUUCUUUUUCAAUUGUUUAGUUUUAUCCUGAAUAGGUGGCAGAAUUUUGAGUAUUAAAAAAGAAAGUCUGAAGAUAUAAAGUAAAUGUGUGUAACACAACUAUAUAAAUGAUUUCUUUCUUAGCCAGUCUUUGACUGACUUAACCCCUCAGUGAUAUCUACUCAGGCCUUGAUCUCUGCUUGUACAUACAGAAAAAUAAUAACUGACAGAAUAAAAGGAUAUGAUUUUUUUUUUAACGUUAGUUAAACCUACCAGACACUUAGAACUGUAUAUGCAUAAGGUCUUUAAAAAAAAACUCUCCUAUUGACAAACUGUUUUAAUGUAAAUUUCACGGUAUGUUUAUCACAAUUGUAUGAUAUCUAUUCUUUAAUUUAAUGUAUUCAAGCAAAACCAUCAAACAAAAUAUAUGUUCUUGCAUUUUGUAAUUUUUGUUGACAUGAACUACUUUUACCUAAAACAAUAUAUAUGUCUGCAGUGGUACAAACACCAGAGGAUUAUCUCUUUUUGAGGUUUUUGUUGAAUAUUUUGACAAUAAAAUGAACCUAUUGCUGAAGCUUUGUGGUAUUUCUGUGCCUUUUGUGUUCCUUUUCACAACUUUACGUUUUUGUUUUGUUUUGUUUUUUUACUUUAUUUUGUUUGUUUGUUUGUGUUACAAACCCACAAUAUUAAACUUGUUAGUCAUCUCUAGGACAUCAAAUCAUUUGUAUUGUCUUCUAAACAUUAUAGGAACACAGAUUUAUAUACAAUACAGCAUUGUUUGCAUAAUAAUAAUAAAUAUUGUUGUUAUUGCUCUUAUUAUUAUAUAAACAUACAUGAAUUGUCCAAUAUUAGUUUAUUUGUGAGGCAAAAAUUGCAAGAUUACCUAAAAUUUGAGGGAGCUUGUUUCUUACAUUGAAAAACAAAAACAAAAAACACUAACAAAGAAAAGAAAACAUUAUUGUUAUUAUUUAGCUAUAGAUAUAUACAUAUGUAAAUGAAUUUUUUUUUUUCCACCACACCUAAGUUAAAAUUCAGGGUUUGUAUGUUGAAAUACAGAGAUAUUCAAUAAUCCGGACAACCUGAAAUUUUGACCGCCUGGCGCUUUUACUUUUUUUUAUGGUGGCAGAGACAAACUUCCACAGCUUUAUAUAUAGAGGUCAUUUGAGGUUGGUAAACACAGUAAGGACUACUAUUCCCACAAUCCCCUGCGUCUUUCGGUGACGUCACAUAGAGCCCGGACCCGGCGUAGUAGCGCUGUGUGUGUUUGGCAACAACAAAAAGAGUGUUUUGAGAUUAGUUUAACUGCAUUUUCACCCGCGGUAUUUUAAGGGACAUUAUCACAGAUGGUGGCGAUGACUCCGCCGCUACUGCUGUCCGUUGGAGGAAGAGGAAGAGGAAGGAGGUGAUGAUGAUGAUGAUGAUGACAUGCAGUUAGCUAGCUGGCUGCCUCUCUGGCUGGACGGACGGACUAGAGCCUGCAGAGUGUUGGAGGUGUCACCGCGAAAACAGCGCAGGAUCCGUGCUGAAGAGAGGCGAAGAUGCCGCGGAGAAAACAGUCCAACCCGCAGCCGGUGAAACUGGACUCUGAGGAUGGGGCAGUGGUGUGUGAGCCAGGCUGCCUUGUUUUGGACAGCGACUUCCUGCUGAGCGGCGAGCUGGAGUUUGGAGACUCGGAGAUCAUGGGGCUGGAUAGAGAGUCUGGUAUGACUGUCUUCUCUCUAAGUGUGGAGGAUGACUCGUCAGCACCGACAGACUCCACCUUCCCAGCGUUCCUCUCCUGUAAGGGAUGUGGUCAGCUUCUGGGAGACACACCUUUGGGGGCAGGCUUAGAUCUCGGUGUAGGACUCGACCUAGGGGCAGAGCUUUAUUGUCUCUCCUGUGAGGAGGGCCUCCAGCAUGGCGCCUCCAUCGACUCCUCUCAGUUGGAGGGUUCCAACCUGUCCGAUAGAUCCCUUGGCGGCAGCUCCGAAAGGAAGAGGAGAAACGUAGACAAAGCCAGCUGCGUUGCGGACCCCGCCCCUAAACUUUACUCCUGUUCGCUGUGCACCUUUACCUCGCGCUACUCUAACCAUCUCAAACGCCACAUGCGGAUCCAUGACGGCCAGAAGCCAUACCACUGCCCCGUCUGCCCCUACGCCUCAGCCCAGCUCGUCAACCUGCAGCGCCACGCCCGCACACACACCGGGGAGAAACCGUACGGCUGCCACCAGUGCAGCUAUGCCUGCAGCUCCCUCGGCAACCUGCGCAGACACCAGCGCAUGCACACACAGGAGAGACCGCAGAGGAGGGAGAAGGAGAAAAGACGGGGAAGACGGAAAAAGGCAAGCGGCAAUGCUGAAGAAGUCAUGUCAGACCUGACCCUGCGAGUUUCCCAGGACUCUGCUUACCUCCAGACGUUGGGAGGACUCGGCUCCCCCUCUGGCCCCCUUCCAGUCCUCCUCUUCCCGCUCUGCUGCCGGGUGUGCGGCCUCACUCUGGAGGAGUCCGACCUAGAGGGCGACAAGGCAGAGGGAGAGGUGGAGGGCGAUGGAGGACAGGUUUGCCGCCGUUGCUCCAAAGACACCUCGAGGGCUCCCUGCAGCCCGGACGUGUCUCGGGGAUCCCGGCGCGGUCAGCGCGGCAACAAGCUGUACCGCUGCCCUCACUGCCCCUUCCUGUCCCACUACCCCAACCAUCUGGCCCGCCACUCCCACGUCCACUCGGAGGAGAAGCCUCACCGCUGCCCGCACUGCCCCUACACCUCCUCACAUCUUGACAACCUCAAGCGGCACCUGCGUGUGCACACAGGCGAGAAGCCUUACCAGUGCCCGUCGUGCAGCUACGCCUGCGGGAACCUGGCUAACCUGCGACGUCACGAACGCAUCCACUCGGGCGCCAAGCCGUUCCACUGUGCCAUCUGCGGCUACUCCUGCAACCAGAGCAUGAACCUGAAGAGGCACAUGCUGCGGCACACGGGCGAGAAGCCGUAUGCAUGCGGCGAGUGCGGCUACACCACGGGCCACUGGGACAACUACAAACGCCACCAGAGGAAGCAUGGGCACAACACGGACAGCUGGGACAAACACGCGCCCAUCAACGGCCUCGGCUGGGGCCAAGACACUCAGGAGAGCCAGAGUCAGGGACAGGAGCACUCUUAGAUACUGUGUGUGCGUGCGUGCGUGUGUGUGUGAGAGAGGCAAAAAAUGACUGCAGCGGUUAGUCGAUCGACAAAAAACCCAGUAUCAUUAUUAUAAUAAGUUCAGGGUUUCAGAGUCCACCUUCUCCAGUGUGAGCUGCUGAUUGUUUAUAAAGUCAGAUUUUAAAAAUAUUUAGCCUCUUUUAAAGACACAUGCUUUAUGAAAAAGGUGGGCGUGGCCACGGUGACAUCAUUUUUGUGAUGCUUAAAGCUGAGCAGUUUGACUUAAUUUUGAAACCAGUUAAGUCACCCUCUGCAAGCUACUAGAAAUAUUGCAGUUUAAGGCACUUCCACUUUGGCUUUGCUUUGCUGAUCCGGAGGUUAUGUCCACGCAGUCUGUGGCUGGAUGAAACAAGGUGAAAGUAAAUAAUCGUCUUGAUGGAGCGCAGUCCUGGCGUUUCUGUGGAUGACAGGAUUACUCUGUGUGCCCUGCAGGCCCUCUGAGUAAUCAAAGAGAUCGAGAUGAUAAACACAAAGAUACUCUAAAGAACCACAGAGAGAUGCAAAACCAUUAUUAAAAAGCACAAAAUGAGCAUGAAAAGAUGCAAAAUAACUGUAGAGAGAACUCCAAAGAGAUACAGAAACAUCAGUGUGAUCUAUGUCUUUUUGUGACACCAAUAUGAAUAUGAACAUGACAAACUUUCUCAGGGAUCACCCACCCUAAACAUGUUCCCUCCAUGCUUACAGUCAGGGUCAGCAUCAUCACAUUUUUGCUCUUUAGUUAUUUACAGCUGCAAAUUAAAACCACACCGAUGCUGUGUCACCUGCAGACCGUCAGAAAGGCAGCAGGUUCUCACACAUCCAUUUGCUGACUGCUGUUUACUAAGGUGAAAACUCACUUCGUGUGUAGCAAGUUUGCAAUUUCUUGAGGUUUAAAAAAUUGCCAGCUAUUUUUAAAAACUUUGUUUUGUUUUGUUGCUCAACUAAUCGCUGCAUCAUUAAUCAGGACAAACACCGGCAGUGAAACUGGAACAAAGCAACACUUUAAAAGUGAUUGUAACCCACAAGCUACACAAUAUUUAACUCCUGCAGGGCUUUUUUUCCCCACCACACUGGCGCAACUGUAGGAAGACCCAGCUUUGUGACAUGUGUUUGUGAGGACAGUAAAGCCUUUUCUCUUCAGGUAAAAGCCAGUAAAACACCUUCAUUAGUGUUUUUCCUUUUUUUUUUUUUUAAUCAACAUGAGCUCAUUGUCUGUAGCAGCCAUUAAUGGUGGCUGUUCCACAGAUUUCCUCUCUACAUCAAAGACGUCGAGAGACUCCAGGAACUCGUUUUCACACAUCUUGAAUGUAUUUGUCAGAAGCUCCUUCAAAGAAAGCAAACAGUCUUACACCUGGGCCAGUGUGUUAUCACAUCUAUUUAACAGAGCAAGGGAAAUAACUGUGUGUGUGUGUGUGUGUGUGUGUGUUUGUUUUUGUGUUAUGUAUACACUGGUGAGCUCGGGUUGGAGCUAAACUCAGGUGCCUUUAACAGACUGAACGACUGUAAUGCUGCACUGACUUUAUAAAGGGGCAUUUGUGCGUCUGUGUGUGUGUGUGUGUGUGUGUUAUACACAUGUAUACAGACUUUUUAAUGAAUGCAGUGAGAGGACGCAGGUCUUAUUUCCAUGAACUGAAAGGUUUCGGGGGGGUUUUCUCCACAGAUUAUCUUUUUUUUUUUUUUUUUUUUUUUCAGAGAGGGCGGAGCAACAUCUCACAAGCUUUAAGUGGGCCUAAUGAAGGGGUUGGGAGGGGGAGUGUAAGGAGACGAGUGUAUGUAUCCUGGACUUUUUUUUUUUCUUUCCGUGUGUGUGUUUGGUUCGCGUCGUUGCUCAGAUUUGGUUUUUCAGAUCUGUGCUGUCAUCUCCCAACACGUCUCCCUCGUUACUCAGACAUGUGUAUCCAUCCCACCCACCUCCACCCGUCCUCCCACCAAUACAUUGGACCUGAAGAAAAGGUGAUCGUGAGGCUCCUGAGCUUGUGAUGUUAAAGAAACAGGGCUUAUAUGUUUGGGUGAAGGGUUUGGAAAUGUACUCUGAGUGGCUACCUCGUGCUGUAUCAGAAAGCAUUAAUUAAAACAAAAAAUUAAAAAUGUGUCAGUAA
Molecule: messenger RNA, 6287 nt
Organism: Oreochromis aureus
Lineage: Eukaryota; Metazoa; Chordata; Actinopteri; Cichliformes; Cichlidae
Product: zinc finger protein 513-like
Exons: 8
Coding region: 2570-4168 (532 amino acids)
Biological process (GO): regulation of transcription by RNA polymerase II
Molecular function (GO): RNA polymerase II cis-regulatory region sequence-specific DNA binding; DNA-binding transcription factor activity
Source: RefSeq, a predicted model, not a curated record